GCUAGUGUGGAGAGCAACAUGGUCCUCAACAGCAGCCUCUCAGAGAAACACUGAAAAUGAGCAGCCAGGCUCCUUUUAAGGCCUUCUUUCAUGAACAAAAGCAGCCUUAUCAACGCUGGUGGCAUUUCUGAGAUGUACAGCUGACUGGUUGGUUUUUAAAAGUCGUUUUAGGGUGAUUUAGGAGAGACUUUAUCUCCCCCUGGUUUGUUUACCAGCAGCUUCUGUAGGUUCUGUAUGUUGUCGAGCUGAAGGAGAUGGAGUAUCUUCUGCAGGUCAAAAUAGGCGCCCUCGUCGGCUUGUUGCUUCUCACUCUCCUCUUUGGGUUCAUCCCUGCUCGGAUGAAAUGGUUCCGAGAAACGAGUGGAACGGAAACCCAUCAAAUAGUGCUGAGUUUUAUCAGCUGUUUUGCGGGCGGUGUGUUCCUGGCUGCCUGUUUCUUGGACAUUAUCCCAGAUUACCUGUCUGACAUAAACGAGCAGCUGCAGGGACUGAAUAGUAGUUACCCUGUGGCGGAGUUCAUCAUGGCAUGUGGCUUCUUCACCGUCCUGAUCCUGGAGAGACUCGUGCUCAGCUGCACUGGCCGCAGAAGUGAGGAAACUACACCUCUGCUGCCCCCAAUGGGCCAUGGACAUGCUCAUGGACAUGCUCAUGGACAUCGCUCUGUGAACGAUUUGGAGGGCAGUGCCCAACACGUCCAUGUGGAUCUGCAGGCCCAUUCCUCCUUCCGCUCCUUCAUGCUGUUUCUGUCUCUCUCCCUGCACUCGGUGUUUGAAGGUUUGGCCAUUGGAUUACAAACUACAGAUGCAAAGGUGCUGGAGAUCUGCAUCGCCAUCCUGGUUCACAAGAGCAUCAUCGUCUUCAGCCUGUCAGUGAAGCUGGUCCAGAGUGCAGUCCCCCCCUUAUGGGUGGCCAUCUACGUCAGUGUUUUUGCCAUAAUGUCGCCGAUUGGAAUCGGGGUGGGCAUCGGAGUGAGUGAAGCCCAGGUCCAGGCAGGUGCACUAAUCCAGGCAGUUUUGGAAGGCCUGGCUGCAGGAACGUUCAUCUACAUCACCUUCCUGGAGAUCCUCCCUCAUGAACUCAACUCUCCAGAGAGACAGCUCCUCAAAGUCCUCUUCAUCUUAGUAGGCUUCUCAAUCAUGGCUAGUCUAUGUUUUAUGGGCUGAGAGACUUUUUUUGCUGCUGACCCAGACAUUUAAUAUGAAGCAUAAGGACCUCGCUGCUCAUGGUGUGCAGAUGGCUUCCUGGGAUUUGAUAAAUGCUUAAAAGGCGAGAAGCAUUUUUAUCCUUUUUUAAAACUGACAGAGACCAAAUUAAAUAGACUUGCUUUAAAGUGACAGUAGUUAAUUUUACACAAUAACAAAGUGCCAUAGGCCAGCCACACCGUUUACCUUAAAAAGGGGAUAUGAAGUUUUUUUGUUUUAAUCAAAAAUAUAGUUUUAAUGCAGACUGACACAUUUCAAUAUUUCAAUACACUCUGACAUGAUUCAUUGAGUAAGGAUGCAAUGCAGGGUAUGAUUUUAUAGUGUAAUCAGCAAGGUAGUCUUUAAAGGGGAAUUAGCUGAUUUUUCAAAAUAUCUGCGUAAUUCAAGCAUUAAGAUGUAAACAAAGUUGUUCAGAGUGAUUUAGUGCAUUUCAAAGAAACCUUUUUUUUUUAAACAUUGAUGGUGACAGGCACCAGAGGUCAUGAUGUCAACAGCACAGAUAUAGCCAUGUUAUUUACCUUCCAAAGUGAAGAUACAGGCACUGUAUUUAUGAUCUGUUCGAUGGACGUCUGGUUCCUCUCACCACCAUUAUGAAUGAUUCAGAUUUCAGAGCAGAGCGUUUCACAUCAAACCACUUUUGAAAGCCUUUUUUUUUUACAAAUUAACCUUUUAAUUAUGCAGGUUUUAUUUGAUGUGGAAUACCCCUUUGAAGUGUUGAGUUUAGUAUUUUGUCAUUAACGUUUCUCUACUAAUACUUUUACUUGAUGUGGAAGCUGACAUGCCGGUUUUAUGUUUACUUAUGUCAUGAUAUUAAUCAGACACUUGAAGUCUUGAAGUAUUUGUUGUAGAGACUCUGUUAAACACUGUUCCACGGUGCACUAUAUUGUUCAGUCAACUGACUUCCAUUGAUCUGCAGCAGAUUGAGAUGUUUGUUUUUGUCAUGCAGUUAAAGCAUGACUAGAUUUCAACAUGUACAAGACUGUUCUGGUCUAUAUUCUGCCACAAGUGAUGUUUCUCAAUGUGUGUAGUGCCUUUAAUUAAAACAUAACUUGUAUAAACAUA
Pygocentrus nattereri (red-bellied piranha) is the source of this 2264-nucleotide messenger RNA. RefSeq names its product solute carrier family 39 member 1 (gene slc39a1). NCBI's taxonomy places the organism in Eukaryota, Metazoa, Chordata, Actinopteri, Characiformes, Serrasalmidae. Gene Ontology annotation, molecular function: zinc ion transmembrane transporter activity. The record is from RefSeq and is a predicted model, not a curated record. The coding region runs from base 255 to 1163 and encodes 302 amino acids. Gene Ontology annotation, biological process: zinc ion transmembrane transport. Gene Ontology annotation, cellular component: plasma membrane. The transcript is spliced from 4 exons.